This is a messenger RNA of Neopelma chrysocephalum (saffron-crested tyrant-manakin), 1624 nucleotides long. RefSeq lists its product as uncharacterized. The record is from RefSeq and is a predicted model, not a curated record. The transcript has 4 exons. The coding region runs from base 34 to 1065 and encodes 343 amino acids. NCBI's taxonomy places the organism in Eukaryota, Metazoa, Chordata, Aves, Passeriformes, Pipridae.
GACCCCCGGGAACGCCCCGGGAAUGCGCCGGGAAUGUGCCGGGAACGGGCCCGGAACGGCCGCGGAGCCGCGGGAACGCCGGGAGGCUCCGGCACAACCUCCUUCCUUCCUGGGGACCUCGUGUUGGUGGGGACGUGGAUUUGGGGAAUGGGGGGGUGGGGAGUGGGGGUGGAGAUCAUGGAAUGUGGGGGCGGAGCCUCCCGGCAUCACUGGAUGGUGAGAUCUGCGUGGAUUCCAGUGGGAUUCCAGUGGGAUUCCAAGCAGAUUGCAGCACAAUUCCAGCCUGAUUCCACCGAGAUUCCAGCCCUUGGAUUCCAGUGGGAUUCCAGCCUGAUUCUAGUGGGAUUCCAUCCAGAUUCCAGCCUGAUUCCAGCCCAAUUCCAACCUGAUUCCAGCAGGAUUCCAGUGGGAUACCAGCCUGAUUCCAGUGGGAUUCCAGCCAGACUCCAGCCUGAUUCCAGCCCUUGGAUUCCAGCUGGAUUCCAGCCCAAUUCCAGCCUGAUUCCAGUGGGAUUCCAGCCUGAUUCCAGCAGGAUUCCAGUGGGAUACCAGCCUGAUUCCAGUGGGAUUCCAACCAGCUUCCAGCCCUUGGAUUCCAGUGGGAUUCCAAGAAGAUUGCAGCACGAUUCUGGCCAGAUUCCACGUAGAUUCCAGCCCUUGGAUUCCAGCCUGAUUCCAGUGGGAUUCCAACCAGAUUCCAGCCCUUGGAUUCCAAUGGGAUUCCAGCCCAAUUCCAGUCUGAUUCCAGCAGGAUUCCAGUGGGAUUCCAGCCUGAUUCCAGUGGGAUUCCAACCAUUCCAACCAUUCCCAACCAAUCCAGCCCUUGGAUUCCAGCUGGAUUCCAGCCCAAUUCCAAGCAGAUUGCAGCCCUUGGAUUCCAGCCCAAUUCCAGCCUCAUUCCAGCUGAAUUCCAGCCUCAUUCCAGCCCUUGACUCUGUAGCUCCCUCUUCCUUCGUUGCCAGCCCCUGUUAUUCCAUUUUUAAGGUUAUUUUGGGUGUUUUUAUUCCGGGCAGGAAACUGUCCCUUCCCUCCCCUUUGUUCCUCUCAGCCUUGGGUUCAAAAUAAUUAAAAUAAUAAAAAAAAAUGAGAAUAAUAAAAAAAACAACUCUCACUCAACUAUGCACGUGGAGAUCCUGCGGGGAACGUUCCUCCCGGCAGGAAUUCCAGGAGUUCCUGUUCCUGCAGCUCCUGAAGGAUCCCUGGAGCUCUUCCCCGUGUGACUCAUUCCCAUCCCGCUCCCCCAGCGUUGGGAAAGGCUCCUGGGGCAGGAGAAGGGGGAUUGGGCUCCGGGGGGGGGGGUUUAUUCCCGGUUUUAUGCCCAGCUUGGCAUUCCCGGCUGGAGCCGAGGGGGGAACUGCAGCUCCCGAGCCGCAGAUUCCCGGGUGUUUUUGGGGAUGGGGAGGGGGGACGAUCCCAUCCUGCCUUUCCCAAGGCCCUCCCAGCCCCGGUUUUCCUGAGCCUGCCUUUCCUUUGUCCGGGUGGUGCCAAAUCCAAAUCCCCCCCACCCGCUCCGUGCGUUCCUCUGCUGAUCCCUGUCUGCAUCCAGCCCCUUUUCCCGGUUCUGUCCGUGUCCAGUCGGAUCCGUUGGAUUUGUUGGCAGUUAUUAAAAUGGUGAGUGAAGCCU